This is a messenger RNA of Penicilliopsis zonata CBS 506.65, 801 nucleotides long. RefSeq lists its product as hypothetical. Bases 1 to 801 code for a protein of 266 amino acids. Lineage: Eukaryota; Fungi; Ascomycota; Eurotiomycetes; Eurotiales; Aspergillaceae. The transcript is spliced from 5 exons. The record is from RefSeq and is a predicted model, not a curated record. Gene Ontology annotation, molecular function: actin filament binding. Gene Ontology annotation, cellular component: F-actin capping protein complex; actin cortical patch; cytoplasm. Gene Ontology annotation, biological process: actin cytoskeleton organization; barbed-end actin filament capping; cell morphogenesis.
AUGGCUGACGCCCAAUUUGACAGCGCGCUUGACCUCCUGCGCCGCCUGAACCCCCGCGAUACCAAGCAAAAUCUUCAGGCGAUCACCAGCCUUGUUCCCGAUCUGACGGAAGAUCUUCUCGCCUCGGUCGACCAGCCCCUCGAGGUCCGCCGCUGCGCGAAGACCAACCGUGACUACCUGCUCUGCGACUACAACCGUGACGGUGACAGCUACCGGUCACCCUGGAGCAAUGAAUUCGACCCGCCGAUCGAGGAUGGAACGGUUCCAAGCGAGCGGGUGCGCAAGCUUGAGGUUGCGGCUAACGAGGCCUUCGAUGUCUACCGUGAGCUAUACUACGAGGGUGGAACGGGCAGCGUUUAUUUCUGGGAUUUGGAUGAUGGAUUCGCCGGUGUUGUCUUGUUGAAGAAGGGGGUGACGCCGGGUUCGAAGAGCUCCGGGGCGUGGGAUAGCAUCCACGUGUUUGAAGCGACGGACCGUGCACGCAUGUCCCACUAUAAACUGACAAGCACUGUGAUCCUCCAUCUUGCCAGCGAGAGCAGCUCACUGGGCGAGCUGGACUUGAGCGGUAACAUGACUCGCCAGGUAGAGGCUGAUCUGCCCGUUGAGUCGGACGCCAGCCACGUCGCCAAUGUCGGCAGGCUGGUCGAGGACAUGGAAUUGAAGAUGAGGAACCUUCUGCAGGAAGUCUAUUUUGGAAAGGCUAAGGAUGUUGUGGGUGAGCUCAGAAGCCUUGCCUCUCUAUCUGAGACGAACAGAGAUAGAGCGACACACCGGGAGAUGAUCAUGAGCAUGCAAAGGUAG